Molecule: messenger RNA, 2772 nt
Organism: Echinostoma caproni
Lineage: Eukaryota; Metazoa; Platyhelminthes; Trematoda; Plagiorchiida; Echinostomatidae
Source: the annotation of a GenBank genome assembly
AUGUGUUUGGUAUUUGAUUCCCGGUAUUUCCUUGUGCGGUUGGAUGAUCUACGCACUUGCAAUACAUUAGAUCGGCAACAGAACGGCCAUUCCAUACCGGCAGAAUGCGUAAAUCAAGCACAUCAAUUUGUGACGUAUGCGAGUUCUGCUAAGAUUAUGCCCGUCAACACCAGUCAGCUUCGUGGAUUGCAUCUUGCACCCCCACCAGGUUGGCCUGCCAGUCGCCCAUUCACGUGGACCAAUUAUCUCACAUUCCUUUCCACAAAUCUGCAUUGCUCUCCUGUUGGCAAUGGUUUAUUACGUGCCGCAUCGACGAGCAGUCUGAUUUCUUCUGUUCAACCCCUCAGUUCCGAACCACGACUGACGGAAGAUGUGUACAGUGUCAACGACCAGAAACCAACAGAUGUACAUAGUUCUACAAGCCGUUUUCUCGUGGAUGAUUCUCAACUACCCGUUAAUUGCGUUCCUUUUUGCCCAUCCGAGUCCUUAUUUCGAGGUAGAACCCAGACGUCAUUUGCUGUUGAUACUGGUGGCUCCCGUGGCUCAUCCCUGUUCUCUGACCCCGCCGUUAGUGCCUUUUCCCAUGACCAAAUGACAUCACACGAUUCAGAAGUAGACUGUUGUACUGCCCCCGUUCCAUCACGUCAUUCCCAUACCGAUACAAGUGGUCCGGAUCGAUUUCUUUUGGGUAUGAAGUUAGAAAUGGUGUUGCCGCGCAAUGUACGUAAUCUGUAUUCAGAUUUAGCGGAAAUCGGACCGGCUCUCUGCACGGGAACUGUCACACGUGUCCACGGAGCGCAUCUUCUCUGGAUUCUACCAGACUUGAAUUUCACUCGUUUCGGUUCAACUGAGCCCAACCGACCAAUCAUGGUGGAUGCUCGUUCAACUCAGCUGUACCCGGUUGGUUGGGCCGCGUUCGUUGGACAUCCAAUUAUCGCUCCUACUGGUUACGAUCAAUGUGAAAUCGAACCAGAAAAUGGGCUACCUAUCCGACGACAUGAUCAAAUCACUGAAACAAAGUCCUGUGAAGGUGGUCUAUCUGAUCAAGUUGGGGCAUUAUGGGAUGUUGGUUUACGCUCCACACAUUGCUUGCAGUACCAAACGAUCGGUUAUGAUGCAGAGGAAAUUUGUCCUCCGGUUUACAUAAAUACCAAGUGCUAUAUAGGUCCGUUCCUGUGUAAAACCAGCUUGGAACUUCUCCCUCGAAGGUUCGGUCCAGGCCCGACAACCAGAUUGAUGCAUUAUCUUCUUACUCGGUUAGUCAGUGCAGCGUACAAGCCUAUACGUGUGCUUCGUAUGUUUGAAGCCGACUGGGCUAGUGGUAUGGCGUCUGCCUGGACCAAUCGUUUGAACCAACAGGCGCGGGAUGCCGAUCGCGAUUUCCCAACAGCCUCUCGAGGCCGAGUGGGUGGAUUGUCGGCCGCCGAAGCCUUUGAUCAAGCAGAAAUGGAAAUGUUGGAACAGAGACGAAGUGCUAUGUGUGUUGUUCUCCUCCGGAUACGUUGUCCCAGACGUGGAGUAAAGAUCGAGGCCCCUGUCGAAGUAUGCUGUCGUAGUCGAGCUGUCGAAGAGUUCUGUCGUCAGAUAUCCCUUGUCCUGGAAGCCUGUCCACAUCUAAUCAGCUUAACACCUCCGGAUCCAACCCCACCAUUAGCUCCAUUGUCCACUCCUGCGAUAGACAUACUCUCACUGGCGUCGGUAUCGAAAAGGUCCCGCGACUCAAAAAGUGGCGUUCGCAGGGACUUAUCUUUUGGCUCGCUUAUGUUUCCAUCCACACUCAGUGAUUGUCCCUCCUUCUGUGCUAGUCGUCUUCGAUCUCGAACUUUAGACCGGCUACCUGGUUGGAAACGGCGCAUGUUUGCAUCCCUCCGCCCGUUCGGCAUUCGUCCCCCAGCAGACGUUCAAUCAUCCUUGGGGUGUGCAGAAGUAUCAAAUGCAGGACUUCGAACUCGAGCCGCAGUAGCUGCAGCGCAACAGCAGCCACCCGAAAAUAGCGAUUCAUCUGCUGGACUAACACAGCAAUCAGCGACCCGUGAUAUUUCAGGACUAAUCAAUGGUACAACACGAAAAAACCGAACUCGCGUGACUAGUCGCUUUCGUGGCACAGUUCGUCGGAUACAGGGCCAGCGUGUUCUUUAUUCUGACGCAGAUUCGCAUGUUCACACGACCAAACGUCCUUUAAAUGCUGUAUCUUCCGCAGGGAUCGAUAAGCAUAUCCAUGACUCAACCACCGGGCCGUAUGGUGACUUGAGCACGCACGGUUCAAACGAAGGUAUAACACACAGUUACGGAAACUCAAUAGUUCCACGUGUCUAUCACUCCUGGUGUAACCACAUUCUUGCUCUCAAUGGUUUCAUUAAUCCUGAGAGCCCCUUACCUACCACUCCGGACAUAAGCAUAUCCCCUGAUUGUCCUGUCUUGCAUCAGCCCUCGUGUGAUCCGCAUUUAUCUGAACGCACUCUCUGCUCUAUUCUUGCCGACGCCCCCAGAGUAACAUUAAAUAGCAAUCCGCUGUUUUGGUCACCCGUCGAACUCGCUUCCUAUCUGGGAGAGACAGACUGUCGCGAAAUGUGGCCUUGGCUUGCAGCCGAGGCAGUCGAUGGUCAAGCAUUCAUGCUCCUCACUCUUCCCGUACUGCACCAGCUCGUUGGUUUGCGCUGGGAGGAUGCCAUCCGUCUAGCUCGACACGUUGUUUCCGUGAAACGCGCGUUCAUGGAACAGUUUGGCACGGAAUUCAGCGAGCACUCUACUUCCUGUUCGACACCUAGCUAG